ACACACGGACGUGGAUGUCUGAAAACAUGUACGCGCAUACAUGAACAUGCAAACAAAAACAUUAGGGCGGUUACACACGGACGUGGAUGUCUUAAUACAUAUACGUGCAUACAUCAACGUGCAAACAACAACGUGCAUGGCGCUUUUGUACAGACGCUCGCACAAAACUGCAGUCUUGUUAUUCUUGCUACAGUACAGUGUUCCGAGUGUGCAUACAAAAUUGCACAUUCAAAAACGCGACGGUAUUUUGCAUACAGAUUGAUGUUUUUGUUUGCACGUUCAUGUAUGUGCGUACAUGUUUUCAGACAUCCACGUCCGUGUGUAACCGCCUUUAAUGUGUAUAGGCGGUUACACACAGGCGUGGAUGUCUUAAAAC
Molecule: messenger RNA, 376 nt
Organism: Ceutorhynchus assimilis (cabbage seed weevil)
Lineage: Eukaryota; Metazoa; Arthropoda; Insecta; Coleoptera; Curculionidae
Source: the annotation of a GenBank genome assembly